This is a messenger RNA of Magallana angulata, 633 nucleotides long. RefSeq lists its product as uncharacterized. The coding region runs from base 1 to 633 and encodes 210 amino acids. The transcript has a single exon. The record is from RefSeq and is a predicted model, not a curated record. Gene Ontology annotation, molecular function: nucleic acid binding; zinc ion binding. NCBI's taxonomy places the organism in Eukaryota, Metazoa, Mollusca, Bivalvia, Ostreida, Ostreidae.
AUGGAAGUGCAAGGCAUUUUCUUUACGUUACCGGAAGGUACGGGUGAUAACGUUUACGCAAAAGCGCUGAACGCUUUGGACAAAUAUUUUAAGCCCCAAGCAAAUGUUCCCUAUGAAAGAUCUGUUUUUCGAAGGAUUGCACAGUCCACAUUGGGGACUAUUGAACAGUACAUAACUCGAUUACGUCAGCGUGCAGAAACCUGUGAAUUCGGGAACCGUGACGCAAUAGACGAGAGGAUACGUGACCAGAUUAUCGACAAGUGCGUACGUCAUAACUUGCGCCAUAAACUACUUGAGAAGGGUAGGGAACUCACUCUCGACCAAGUCCGUGAAAUCGCCAGUGCUAUGGAAGACUCUGAGAGACAAGCCACAUCAAUUGAAAAUCAGCCCCAAGGAGCCAGUAGCAAUGUUGUCAACAAGGUUAGUGAUCAGAAUAAGAGACGUUUUGUGAAAAAGACUAACGGUAAAUGUUACAGUUGCGGUUAUGAAGGGCACUUACGGAAAGAUCCUAGAUGUCCUGCUAAGGGGAAAAAGUGUCGUAAGUGUAAUGAAGUUGGAUAUUUUGAACGACAGUGUAAAACCAAAAACUGGAGUGCUAAAGGGAAACACGAGAGAGUUCAUAACAUCACAUAG